GUUACAUUCGGAUAUACAGUUAGCAGCAUUUGAAAGGACGCGUCGGAUGUGUAUCGGAGAGGCUUCUGCGGUCGUCGAAAAAUUACGUAAAUUUCGUGUCGCGAGUUGGUAAAUUUUUUUUUGAAAAAUAAAACCAAAAAAAAAAUUCGAUCGAGAUAGCGAUGAAUAUUUUAAAUCACGAGUCAUCGUUUAAAUCGUACGAAAAUCGAUUCGAUAUUUUUUACGAUUUUUCGACGAAAUGAAAAGUGUUAGUGUAAAGUGGAGUGUGAAUUAGAGCCAUGAUUUGGCCAGUGAUUUUGGUUGUGCUGCAAAAUUUGGUUCCUUCGAGUUAUGGACAUUUUAGCGUUUAUCUUAGUCAAUCGGAAGUUAAAAAAUUAUUGGGUACGACAUCGGAGCUAUACUACGUUCGAGAUGGGGUAGUCAACACGUACGCUAUGAACUUCGAUGUGCCAGUUUCGGCGAACAUUACGCAAUUGGAAUUCUCUUGGUAUUCGUUAAUACGACACCCGUUACCAUAUUCUUGGACAGUUGAAUACAAUAAUAGACAAGCCAUGAAGAAGCCAACGUUUAACAUAUCCACUCAAGGCUUCUUACCAACUAAGGCGUCUACAUUUCACGUGAAACUAGAAUGCACCGGAGAUGUGAGCGCCGAAGUCCGGGUGCUUUUGAAUUUGAACGUUAGCGCCGUCAGUCAUCGACAUAACGAUACUUUUCUCGUAUUUCGUCGAAAUAAAAUUUGUUUGAAGAGGACAGACACGCAAAUAGAAAGCAACGACAUUCCGAGCAGCACCGAUAGACGGAAACCUUUUAAUGGUAUCGGAACAUUAAACAACAUUAAUGGAAGCGAACCGGCGAACGAAAUAAUUGCCAAUAAUAAUGGAACAUCGGGUCGUGUUAGCGUCGAAACAAUACCGGAAAAAUCUGAUAAUUUAACGUUUUACAUAAUGUUGGGAUGUUUUUGCGGAUUGGUUGCCAUCAUCUCCAUCUUCAUCUUCAAUUCUUCAUUCGUGCAUUCGUAUUUGGGAUUGAGUAAAUUCAGAUUAUCGCGCGAUUCUGUGCAGACCAGUUACACGAGCGCAGCUUACGCACCGAAUCCCAGCGUAUUUGUACGAUUGGCUUCGACAAAAAAUGGCAGCUACGCUACUAUCUCGAGUCUGCACAAGUACUCGAGUUACGUUUCGCCUUAUGCAACAUCUUACAUAGCUCCUGAAAGCGUGUAUCGAGACAGUCCUCAUUCUCAACGCGAAGAGCACAUCUACUCGAAUCCGGAAACAUCGUCGAAAAUCUCGUACUACGCUUCUUUUCAACUAAUUAACAACCCCGUUAAGCCCAUACUAGAAGAUCCGAGACAACAAGAUGUCAACGAAAGAUUACUGCAGUUAAACGUUAACCGUAAUUCCGUAAUAAUCCAACGAUUAGUUCAAGAAGGGGCUUUCGGCAGAAUCUACCGUGGAUUAUUAAAGCAAUUUCAUAACGGCGAUAAAUUACAAAACGUAUUAAUCAAGACUGUAUCUGAUGAAGCAUCGGAUCAACAAAUAUCAACAUUCCUUUCCGAAGGAUUGAUGAUGUUCGAUUUAAAACACGUUAAUAUAUUGUCGGUAAUUGCCACAAACACAGAUUUAUAUUAUCCACCCAUGUUAAUAUAUCCGGCCACUAGUAUAGGGAAUUUAAAAAAGUAUCUUCAAAACUGUAGAGUUCGAGACGGUGGACAAUAUUCGUUACACACACAAGAUAUCAUCAACAUGGCGAUACAAGUGGCGGUAGCCGGCGUGUUCCUGCAUACUAAUGGCUUUUAUCACAAAGACCUGGCAGCGAGAAAUUGCGUGGUGGACGACGGGCUUCGAGUCAAAGUAACCGAUAGCGCCCUCUCGCGAGAUUUGUUUCCCAACGAUUAUCACUGCCUUGGGGAUAAUGAAAACAGGCCGAUUAAAUGGCUCGCCAUGGAGAGUCUUAUUAAAAGAGAGUAUACCGGUGCUUCGGAUGUGUGGUCAUAUGGCGUAUUAAUCUGGGAGCUGAUGUCAUUAGGACAACAACCGUACGAAGAAAUAGAUCCGUACGAGAUGGAAGUAUACCUUCGUAAUGGAUUCCGUCUAUCUCAGCCGAAGAACUGUCCAGAUGAUUUAUUUGGCAUGAUGACCUGUUGUUGGCUGGGAGAUCCCGAAGAGAGACCUACCUUCGUGCAAUUAUUAGCCUGCUUGCAGGAUUUCCAAACUGCCUUAACGAGAUUCAUUUAGAAAAUUCUCGUAUCCUAAGUGUAUCUACUCUUCGUGUAACUUUUUUUCGUUUCGUUUUUGUAUUACCAUUGAUUAUAAUAUGUAUGUAUGAUGUUAUACGUGUGUAAUUUUUAUUGUCUAUUUUUACGUAUUUUUUUCUCCCCGAUGUUUAAUAUUAUACCUGAGUAUACAUAAGCGCCGACUGACUGUUACAUCGAAAAUUCGAUCGUUACCUGAAUGCCAUAUUAUCGUAUGUACAUACUCAUACAUGUACGUACAUAUAACUAAGUACACUAUAAUUCCGCCAGUGAAAAAAUAUAAUAAUCGCGUCGUCUCGUUACUUUUUUUUUCGCGCGACUAUACAAAUAAUAAUGUAUUUCUAGUCAUUAUUUUGAAAAUAUACGCGCGAUAUACGACAUAAAUUUGUAUAAUGGCCGAUGUUAUUGUAAUAUCGAUGUACGAAAAUAAGUAUCUUCGUAAAAAUGUAUGUAAGAUUUUUUUAAACGCGUCUAGGAUGACGUCGAGUCGUCUUUGUCGUUGUGUUUGUUUUUUUUUUUUUGAUUUUGGUGUUUUUCUUUCUCUUUUUUUUCUGUUUACGUUUUAAAUAAAGUUUUUGCAUUUUUU
This is a messenger RNA of Planococcus citri (citrus mealybug), 2837 nucleotides long. Its product is annotated as tyrosine-protein kinase Dnt-like. Lineage: Eukaryota; Metazoa; Arthropoda; Insecta; Hemiptera; Pseudococcidae. The record is from RefSeq and is a predicted model, not a curated record. Gene Ontology annotation, cellular component: signaling receptor complex; plasma membrane. The transcript is spliced from 11 exons. Gene Ontology annotation, biological process: protein phosphorylation; positive regulation of kinase activity; axonogenesis. Bases 279 to 2234 code for a protein of 651 amino acids. Gene Ontology annotation, molecular function: ATP binding; protein kinase activity.